CGCGCGCGGUCUCUCUCCCUCAGUUAUGAAAGUUUUCCCGACUUUAAGGUAAAAAACCCCGGAGUGAUUUACAGGCGGAUGAACCACCAGAUGGAUAUUUCUGGAGCUUCAGAGGAGAUGGCCACGCCUCAAACCUGUGAGAACCCUGCGGAGAGAAAAGCACCACAUACUCGUCUGAAGGAUGAUGCAGACGUUCAGAAAAUCUACUCCUUCGGGAGGAAAUUGGGUCAAGGAAGAUUCGGGGUCGUGUGUGAAGCCACUCACGUGGAGACGCAGAAGAAGUGGGCGAUUAAGAAGGUGAACAAAGCCAAGGCUGGGAGUUCGGGUGUGAAGCAGCUGGAGAGAGAAGUGAACAUCCUGAAGCAGGUGAAGCACAAGAACAUCAUCCACCUGGAGGAGGUGCUGGAGACCCCGGAGAGAAUGUACCUGGUUGUAGAUCUGUGUGAAGGUGAAGACCUGAAGAAACUCCUAAAGAAAAAGAAGUGUUUCAGUGAGGACGAGACCAGAAACAUCAUCAGCAGCCUCGCCAACGCCAUCGUCUACCUGCACAGACUGGACAUUGUUCACAGAGAUCUCAAACUGGAGAACAUUCUGGUGGACAGUUAUCACCAAAGCGACAAUCACACCAUCAUAGACAUCAAGAUCACAGAUUUUGGACUGUCCGUGCAGAAAGGUGGAGUGGGCAUUUGGAACAUGCUGUAUACCACAUGUGGGACACUUACAUACAUGGCACCUGAAGUGAUCAGCGGCUAUCCGUACAGCCAGCUGUGUGACAUGUGGAGCAUCGGCAUUAUCAUGUACAUGCUGUUAAGUGGAGAACCUCCCUUCAAGUCCAGCUCUGUGGAACAAAUGUUAGAAAUGAUUAAGAAGGCGGAGCUGAACUUCUCCGCUCCAGUGUGGAGCAGCGUCACUGAUGCAGCCAAAAUGGUGCUGAGCUGUUUGCUGAAAGCCGACCCCGCGCACCGCAUCACAGCGAGUGAGCUGCUGCACAACCCCUGGGUCAUGGGGGACACGUCCACAGAUGCCUCGCCCACCAACGUGCUGGAGAUGAUGCGUCAGUUCCGAAACGCCUCAGAGGAUGGCGAGAGCGAGGAGGUGAGCGAGGGAAUGGGCAGUCUCUCCCUCAGCUGCUCCCAGGACAGCGUGUUCGAGUCUGAGGCCUGCCCAGAACCUCCGUCCGUCCCUCCGACUGUUCCUGGACGUGCUCCAGCGCAGACACUAGGCCUUAACAGAGACACGAACGACAGCAACAGACAGCCCUGUGCAUCCAGCAAACAGAGAAAGAAGAAAUCCUGCUCUUCCUCGUCCAGCGGUGUGAAGAAGAACAGCUCUGCGCUGAAGACGCACUGUCAUCUCAGUUUGUGCUCGGUGCAGUCCCACACAGGUAACAGCCAGAUGAGCACAAAACACCACAAGCAAGAGAGCAUCAGUAAGGCCUCCUCUCCCAAACCAUUCACACAAGUGGAUAGCCCCGCCCCCUUCUCCACAGGCCACUCCCAAAUCUCACUGCCAGGACAGAGAAGAUCAGGUAGGCAGCGCACACCUUAGGGUCCGGUGGAGGAAACGCCACACCUGCCAGAGCGCCUGUUUUUGAUCCGUCUUUGAUCUUUGGAGAACUUUUACAGAAGGCACUGAUUGAACCUUAAACUUGAAAAGCUUUUGAAAAAAAUCAGCUCUCUGAUGCUUCAGGUUUGUUGAUUUAAGACUAUUUAAAGACUGUUAGACUGUUAAAGUUAGAACCGGCUUGUGUUUUAAAUUUAAAUGUUUUGCUUAAAAGUCCCAAAAAAACGUGUAUUUCUUAACAGGGUUUCAGGGUUUGAUACGUGUAGUAGUGUUUAAUCACAUUCACGCCUCACAUAAACAAGCACCACAACACAACCAAGCACUAUUAACGCCAUAAAUGCUAAUUUAAAUAGUUUCAAAAAGUUGCCAAAUCUCUUCUGUA
This is a messenger RNA of Clarias gariepinus (North African catfish), 1945 nucleotides long. It is a transcript of the gene stk33, whose product is annotated as serine/threonine kinase 33. The transcript has 13 exons. Gene Ontology annotation, biological process: protein phosphorylation. NCBI's taxonomy places the organism in Eukaryota, Metazoa, Chordata, Actinopteri, Siluriformes, Clariidae. The coding region runs from base 79 to 1548 and encodes 489 amino acids. The record is from RefSeq and is a predicted model, not a curated record. Gene Ontology annotation, molecular function: protein kinase activity; ATP binding.